Carassius carassius (crucian carp) is the source of this 5512-nucleotide messenger RNA. RefSeq names its product protein piccolo-like. NCBI's taxonomy places the organism in Eukaryota, Metazoa, Chordata, Actinopteri, Cypriniformes, Cyprinidae. Bases 231 to 4646 code for a protein of 1471 amino acids. The transcript has 6 exons. The record is from RefSeq and is a predicted model, not a curated record.
UUUUUGUACGGUACAUUUUAAGCAAUUUGCACAAGGAACUACACGCCUCCAAUAUCACCUUGUUGCUGGUGUGAAGUCGUGCAUUGUCCGCUUUUCCAGACUGAAGCAGAGGAGUCGAAACCAGGCGCUUUUAAAAUCAUCUGAAGGGCAGUUAUUGUGUUAUCCCUGGGUUCAGUGUGUGAAUCCAGCGAGCUUAUCAAGCAGCAACAGAUCAUUGGGUAAAAUUGGCAAUGAAACCUGAUGGGGUGGCCAUAGCACCAUCUGAACCAAUGGAAGCCGAAGGAACAGAACCCAUAAUCGAACUAAACGAGAAUAAUGGGGCAUCUCAAAAUGGCACUACACCAUCACCCCCACAACCCGAUGCACCCCAAAAUGAGCAAACAGUUCCUCCAACUGUAAAGGAAGCUUCUGAAAAAGCAGUAGAUGCUAAAAGCAAAUGCAAAGGGCCAGUCAAAGGCAAGAUUGGUGCAGGUACAGCUACGACUGGACCUGGCACACGACCCAAAGCAACCCAAAGCCAUGUGGCUAAUGGCCUCACAAAGACUGCAUCGAGUACCACAACAAAGAAACCCAUUCCAGUUAGCGCUGCAGCAGACCAGAAGAAACCCACCACUAACGUUGGACCUUCUGGUUCAAGUAAGAAACCCGUUGGUUCUUCUACUGCCAUUGCAACUUCAAGGGGCCAACCUAAAGCAGCAACCAUUGGAACUAGCAGAUCAACGACAGCUGCCAUAGCUAGCACAGCCACCAGCCUGAGUAAGAGACCUGCCACAGCUGCCAUUAGUGCUUCAACCAAACCCAAAACCACAGCUCCUGUUCCAAGGCCAGCUGCUGCCAAACCCAGCAUUUCAGCCAAAGCCAAAACCACUGCGGCUCCCAAAACUAACAGGGCAACUGGAAUUUCUGCCGCUCAACCAGCUGCUACUUCAGCUACAGGAAGAACAGUAACCGGUACAACAAUGUUGUCUUCUGCUGUUCCUAGAACAAGCCGCACUGCUACACAACAGCCUGUUAAACCCCUGGUUACAGCAUUAGCUGCUCGGAAAGAUGUUGGAAAAACAAACACUACAGCACCAGCAAAAAAAACAGUUGCCUCAACAAUAUCCCGUCCAGCUGCCAGCAAGUCUUCAAAUUCAGUGGCUCCAAAACCAGUUGCCACUACCAAACGACCUCCAACUAGCAUCAAAGCGCCUCAAACCAAACCAGAUGACAAAAAAAGUAUACCAACACAUAAAGUGCCUCCUAGUCCACGAAACAAUCCUUCACGGACCGCAUCAGGCAAGAGCACUGCAGCAUCUUCCGGUCACAAACAAGCAGAGCGCAUAGUUGGUGUGAAGCUUCAGCCACCUAAACCGACACAGUCUGUUUUGCCACUUGUCAAAAGAAAGCCUGAUGAUAAAGGACCUGCAAGAAAACCUGAUGAAAAAUUACCUGCAACAGAUCCUGUACUUCUUUCGACAGCUGCUGUAGCAACAGCUACAGCCACAGCCAGGGAAGAGCCCGUUUCAGAGCCUGAAGCUACUCCAACUGUAGAGAGCUCUCUGGAUGUCCCAACCCCUUCUUUAGAUGUACAGGAAAAGGUUGAUGUGCAGGUCACUAAUGACAGCUCCCAAUGUGUGCUGGAUAAAUCUAACAAUGACCCAGAGGCUCAAGAGGCCUUAUUAGAAGCUGAUCCUGUUGAAGUGGCUUGUCCGACAUUGACUGUAGUCGAGCAGGAACCUGAAGAGCAGGUGUCUGGAAAAGAUGAUGAAAAGCAUAUUGCGGUUGUGGCACCAGUUGCACAGGAAGCAACUGAGCAGGAAACCUUAACUGCUUCACAUAUCGAUAACUCCGCUGCUACCAUAGUGUCCACUGGUGUAGACGUGGCUGUAAAAGCUGAACAGAUUAACAGUGACUGUUAUGAAGAUGUGGAAGAAGAAGAGAGGGAAGGCAGUCAACAAGUGUCUUUGUCAGAAAUGAGUGGCACCCAGCCUACUGAAGAGUCUCGUCCUGGGUCAGCUGGGCUUGCUGGGUCCAUUUGGCGUGCAGGGGCCUUGCUCUCUGAGCUUGACUCUGAGGAUGUGAGUUGCAGUCAGCAGGGAGCAUCAGAGCUAAGUGCUCCUGGCGUUCUGGAGGGCACGGAGAGCAUGGAUGAUCUAGGGGAUGCAAGCCUUAAAGGAGCUGAUGGUGAAGGUGCAUCUGUUGGGUCCCCUGACUUUGAGAAGGUUUCUGAUAUUCUUACUAAUGAAGAUGAUGAUGAUGGUGAUGAUCGAAUCUGUGACAUGGAGGUUGGGUCAGAAAGAGCAGAGGACUCUCAUAGGCAACAUCAUGACAACGAGGAUGAUGAAGAGGAUGAAGAUGUAGAGAUGGCAAGCGAGGGCAUUACUGAGAGUGGGCUUGAAAGUUAUGGGAAUGCAGAUGAAGAUGACUUGACCGAAGACUAUAAAUUAGACAACUUGAACCGAAUCCAGCCUCCACCCAUGGUUCCUUCUGCCCCUCUUGCAACCCAGUGGAACCAGCCUAGUUGCUUUGCUGAUGCCUGGGCCCAGCCACCACAUCCUGCCUCUAAACUUCUUUCAAAUCCUUCCUCUGAAUGUCGGCAAGCAGACCCAGAAACCCCAGCACAGACACCCAUUCAAACAAGAUUUGAUGUUUGCUCGGAAAGGGGCUCUCCAUCAAACCUUUUGAAGUCUCCACCUUGCACACCUCAUCAAGCCCCAAUAUCUGCUGCAGUGGGAAAUGUUAACCCCAAACCAGGCUUGACACCCUCUCAAACCUGCAAGUUUCAGUCUGAGACUUCCAGUGACCCUGACCUAGCAUCUGACAGUAACAGGGACACAAGUAUAGCAGAAGAGGUGAAACACAACAACUUUUCUAGUACUGAGACUCAUUCUGAAGUGGAGCUCCAGCCAGAACCACUACACCCUGCCCCCACUGUUUUGACAGACAUGCAGGAUCUAGGCAUCCACAUUGAACCUGAAACUCUGCAAGCUGAUGAUCUACUGUGUGGUCCAGCAACUGCUUCAUCAUCUCCUUCAUCAGCUACUGAGGAUGAGGCAAGUGGCACAGAAGGUAAAAGGCAGAUCAGUGACCCUCAAACUGAACAAUCUGGCACUGGGAAUGCCUAUGGAACAGCACAUGUGGGACACAACCUGUCAGCUCUAGAGGUAUGUGAAGAAAUGGGUGGAGAGAAUGAAGGUUGUGGUAGUGAGACCCCUCAGUCUGCUACUUCUGCUGCUUCCUAUGGCUUUGACUACAUGACCUCUAACUCCAAUGCCCAGUCAUCUGCCGAGAGUUGCAGCAAGAGUCCUGGCAUCUUUUCUUUAGAAAAUGAAGAGCAGCUCCCAGAUGAGGCCAAGGAUACAUCUCUUCUUAAAGAGUUGACCCUGAUACCUGCUACUGCAUCUGGGGAAAAGAUUGACCCUAUUAAAAGCCAACAUGGAGAGUUCCAGUCUCACCCAGAGCAGCAGUACAUGCUAUGUGGAGAGUCCAGUGAGCUGCCUGAGCCUGAUUCAGUACCGGGAGCUGUACUCUUGGAGUCUGGUUUGAUUAAUUCUUCAUCCCCACAGCACCUGGAAGAGGAACAAGAUCUUGACACUCAGCAUCCCUACUACUCCACUAUAUGUGAAAAGACUGAUAGUCCCCUGGCAGAAAGUAACUCCCACUUUCCACCACAACCAAGUGACUUGCUUUCCAUCCAAAUGACGAUGUCAUCCAAACUUCGUCCCCAGCCACGUGCUAUGUGUGUGACCCAACCACCACGGCUCCCCACUGACCUCCCUCCCAGAACACCAAAUGUGGUGUCAAACACACAGCUCCGAUGUCUAGAGCAACCCCGACAUCACCUUCAUGAGAUCCAGCAACGGCAGGAGAAGCGUAAUCGAGAACAAGCGAGACAAGAAGACACAAAAGUGGAGAAACAAGCAAGGAAUGAGAGGAAGCAGCAGGAGGAAGAACAGAGGAGACAUUUACUUGAGUUGCAACUUAAGCAGCAAGAGCAAGAACUUAAGCAGCGACAGCAGAUCAUGCAGUGGCAACAAGAACUUGAACAACAGCAGCAGCAAAAACACAAGGUCCAUACACCAGUUGUCCUCUCUCCUUCAUCAGGUCUCACCACCAUCUAUGAAACUGUGGAAACGAGUGACUCAGAAGACGAAGUGGAUGAGGGACAAGAAGUGGUUGAGGACGUAGAAGAUAGAAGCUCCUUUAAUGUGUGCCCUGAAAAAGACUUGCAAACAUGCACUGAAGAAAAUUACUCUGCUGAUCGUUAUUCACAAUGCACAACACCUUCCAUGGGGUCCAUUAUUCAGGGUCCACAUCAAGAACUCCAGGAGACAGACCCUGCAGCAGAUCAAGACAGUCCUUCUCCCUUGGGAUCUCCUGAAUGGCCUCUGGAGUUUGACUGGGGCAAGAAGGUGGACAUUGUCCAGCAGCUCAUCAAUCAGACAUUACUGCUUGCAGGUGAUGGUUGCUCGCCCCUUCUUCUGCUACCUGGAGGAGCAGGUGGGACACUCAGCCCCCUCGAAAGCAGCCUGUGGCCCAACUUGUUGCCACCUCUGACACCCCCUUCAGCCACUGUGACGUCUGUAAGCAGCUUCUCACCUGAGGCUUCAGGCAGCUCUGCUCAGGGUGAGUGGACCGUUGUAGAGCUGGAGACACACCACUAAGGAAAGUUGAAUAAAACGCCUGCCAAAUAUGAACUUUUGGUCUCAAAGACUUGAGAUCAAGGUCUAACAGUAGGGAAGCACAUGUUGUAGCAUUAGAGAAUAGAGCAUUCUUUUGAUAAAAUCUUACUUGAGAUGUAGUCAUGGAUAUGACUGGUUCAUCCAUUUUCAUUCUGCAGCAUUUCAGCAAGUGUUGUUUGAGUAGAAAAUUGUGUGAACCUGAUACUGCAUAACAGUGUGCUGGACUAUCACAAUUUUGCUCAUUCUUUGAUUUUUGAGAGUUAUUCUAGUGCUGUGAGCUUUCAUUUUCACUUCCCACCCAUCCAAAAGAAAUGGAACACAAUAGUCCAUGCUUUUAUGCCACUGAUACAGCCUCUCUGCCAAAUUGGUCAGCCAUAUAUGACCUGCCCUCAUGCAAAAAGACCAUUUCCUUAAGGUUUAAUGGAGAUUUCUUGCUGGCUUGAAGUACAUAUAUUUAUCUCUUAGUCAUUGAGCAGGCGCCAAAAUGCCAACUCAAUGAUUGAGCAAGUUAAAACAAAAUGGGUUCCUUUCUCUGACGACUUGGAGCAGAAGAUCUGUGAACAAGAUAAAGACUUGAGAUAAAUUGAAAUGUAGGGUUUAGAAUUCAGAUUAAGCUGGCAUUUUUUUCUUGUGCUAUUCUGAUAACAAAACUACUGUUUGACACAAGAUUUGUAGGAUUAACUACAGAGUGAAGUAGAGUAUGUUGAAGUAAAUUUGCUGUAAAUGUAAAAUGUAGUUGUUCCAAAUUAAAUGUUUAAUUUAAGUGAUAACUGUGAUGACUAUAUAAUAGACAAUAAAAUUUUUUUUUCCAAUCAUACACAGCUAUCCAAAACUUUAAACUGAUUUGG